Dalotia coriaria is the source of this 2754-nucleotide messenger RNA. RefSeq names its product abnormal chemosensory protein 6 (gene acj6). NCBI's taxonomy places the organism in Eukaryota, Metazoa, Arthropoda, Insecta, Coleoptera, Staphylinidae. Gene Ontology annotation, biological process: regulation of transcription by RNA polymerase II. The record is from RefSeq and is a predicted model, not a curated record. Gene Ontology annotation, molecular function: DNA-binding transcription factor activity, RNA polymerase II-specific; RNA polymerase II cis-regulatory region sequence-specific DNA binding.
CCCUCCAGACCAGUCCAGUCACUCCAGUGACUGUGUUGUGCCCCGCGCGCGCCCACCAUUCGAUCGGCGAGAGCUCUCACCCUGGAACCGGGGGUUGCAUCGCGGUACUCUGCUCGCAGCAAUUCAUGCGACAACAACCAAACAACCCAACUCACUGAUAACAAGCAUAUUAAUACCCAUAACCCGAAAUAAACAAUUAAAUUGUGCUGUGCGUGUUGAUAACAUCUUGAGACUAGCGAAACUUUAAGUGUACGUUUAGUGGUGAACAAAGUGACAAAAUGUCGCACUCGUGUGCGUUGUAAUCCCGAACGCGUUUUGAGAAUCGCCGCCACCACCGCAUUGCGAUUGACUGUUACUUUGCGCAGCGCGACCGCUGCUUCAAGAUGAUGUACUCGCCGGACAAGAUGAUGGGCGCAAAGGGCCCGACUGGAUUGCAUGCGCCCAUCACGUCGACCGGCUCAUGUUUUCCAGGCCGUUAUUCACCGACGUACAGAAGUCCCGAACCGAUGGCACGACGUUGUAUGCCCAAUCCGUCGGUGUGGGAUUGCGGCAGUGAAGCAGAUCAAUUCGAAUCCAAGUGGAAGCCUAGCAUACGAAAGGGUCAUGCGUUCGAAAGCCCAUGCGAUCGUAAGAGAAUGCUUGAAGAUGCGUCGAUAAUGUGCAAUUCCUGGUCACCCAGACACAAUGGUGAUCUUUUCUCGGGGCUCAAUGAUGGUAUUAUCAGCAGGGCGGAAGCAUUGGCGGCUGUUGAUAUUAAACAUCAGAGCGCACCGGUGCCCAGUGGGCUUCCUCAGCUAAAACACGACAUGAUGUAUCAUCAUAGCAUGGGAGCACCACCGCCAGUCAGCCGGCCACAUCAGAUGGGGCACAUGGAUGGCCUGGAAAUGCUGGAUCCCAUCUCGACGUCGUCAAUGACAACACUCACACCCAUGUCAGAGACACCUUCACAUAUGCAUUCCUAUGGUAUGAAUCAUGUGAUGAACCAUCAUCAUCACGGUGGAGGAUUGGGUGGGCAUGGAGCACCAGGACAUCAUCCUGGACACCAUGGUGGACAUCCAGCCGCGCAUCAUCCCAGCGCAAUGGCGGCAGCUGCCGCCGCUGCUGCAGUAGCAGGGUUACAUCCUGAUGCGGACACAGAUCCCCGUGAACUGGAAGCAUUUGCCGAACGCUUCAAACAGCGGAGGAUAAUUGGUGUUACGCAAGCAGAUGUGGGUAAAGCACUUGCCAAUCUUAAAUUACCCGGUGUUGGUGCGCUAUCACAAUCUACCAUCUGCCGAUUUGAAUCGCUCACACUGUCGCACAACAACAUGAUCGCCCUUAAGCCUAUCCUGCAAGCGUGGUUAGAGGAAGCCGAAGCGCAGGCGAAAAACAAACGUCGUGACCCUGAUGCUCCUAGUGUACUACCCGCUGGUGAGAAAAAAAGGAAGAGGACCUCUAUUGCUGCACCGGAGAAACGCUCCUUGGAGGCGUACUUUGCUGUGCAGCCGCGACCCUCCGGUGAGAAGAUCGCCGCCAUCGCCGAGAAGCUCGACCUCAAGAAGAACGUCGUGCGCGUCUGGUUCUGCAAUCAGCGUCAGAAGCAGAAACGAAUGAAUGAAACGACCUUUUAACUCGGGAGCUCGGCCCGCGUCCCCAACGAAUGAAUGAAUGAGAACCACGACGAGGUGUACAUAAAUAACGAGGCGUCGACGCCAGCGACGAGAAGAGGAUAUAGUGUAAAAUGACGCAAAAGACGGGCAUGUCUCGCAUGCCAAAUUAGUACAAUUUUUAUACAAACAAACAAAACAUGACCGAUGAUAAGACGGUAAGAUGAUAUUGUAACCACCAACGUACACAAGACACACAAGAUGAGGACGAAGGUAAUGUUAAUCUAUUGAUAAGCCCAAGAAUAAUCGCGACUAUCACUAUCACGUACCCAAAAUGCAAAUAGUCUAUUAAUUAACUUUGUACAUAUAUUAAUUAAUUACUAGCUGCUAUGAUACUUAAGUCUAGUCAUGAGUCAUUUCUUACGAAACCUGCUCAACCAGUAUUAAACCUACAACAGCAGUGAUAAACUAGUCAAAAUUGAAGAAGAAAAAAACGCGGAAAUUUGUGCAAUAUAUUUUAGGCAAUAUUUGGUUAAUGUGUACAUAUUACUCAAGCAAUAAUUGAUAACCAUUUCGAUCGACUCGGUGGCGAAAUUCAUUUUUGGUACAGGGUAAACAAACAACCAAAAAAACAACAAACAUAUCAAUCCCAGUGAAGUGAAACGAAAACUGAGCAAAUCUGGUUGUUGUACGCGCAUGCGUCAAUGACUCAAAGAUUUGUACGUAUUAACAAUUGCAUUCUAUUAGUUGUUCGAUUGAAAUCUACAAAUCUAUUGUACAUAAACAAGUUAACGUGUAAGCAAAGGAAUAAUAUUAAAGAAAAACAUUGAAAACAUUGUAACUUUGUACAUAUAACGAUAAUAUAUUAAUUAAUUAUUACGAAUCGAUUCACAAUUAAUUGCGAGGUUAUGAUUUUUAGGCUUAUCGUUAGUACAAAAGAAGAAAACAAGUUUUUAUGUUCGUAAGAAAGUAUUGUACAAAUAAACAACGUUAAGCAAUUGAUUUAAAGUUAAACAAAUGAUGAAAAUGCUCACCACAUAUUUAUUAUAACCAAUCAAGAGUCAUGUAAAGAAAAUACAACAUCUGGAUGUGUUAAAUUCAUGUUUUUGUUUCGAUGAUGAUUAUUUAUUAAACGUAUUUAUUUGCAAUAAAGUUACCUAAAUAAAUA